AUGCUAAUGCAGGAUACUCCUGGAAUCAUGAACAACAAUGGCUCCAAAAGCAAAGCAAAAAGUCGAACGACUGUAACGACGUAUCCCACAGCUUCACAGAGUACAUUCAACCUCGACCGUGACAACAGUAAUGUCAACAACGCAAUCGAGCUCGAAACAGCUGAAGAGUCUGAUGAGCCUAUUGAACAAGGAUGGAUAUCCACCUCGCGUGAAUGGUCGAUGGUGGUCUGCUUUGCUAUUAUGGCUAUGAUGGUUGCCAUGGACGCCUUGAUACUGAUCCCUAUUCUUCCAAAAAUUACCGGAAAGUACCAUUCCAACCCAUCAAGAGAUACAAUGUGGCCCAUGACAGUCUAUAUCCUCGCCAACGCAACAUUUCAACGUUUCCAUGUCGCAGUAAUGGAGAUAUUUGGUCGAAGAAACAUGCUCAUAGCAGGUUUGAUCGUUUUCACCAUGGGCUUGAUUCUCAUCUCAGCCUCACCUCCUCUGUUUCCAAUACUGCUCGUCGGUCGCGCUGUCCAAGGAGCGGGUGCUGCGGCUAUGGUAUCAAUCCCACCAGCGAUGUUGAUGGAUAUGAUCCCAGAGCGACGGAGAUCAAUGUACAAUUUUUCCAUAAUACUCAGCAGCGCAAUUGGUGCCAUCUUAGGUCUGACCCUCGGUGGUAUAUUUAUACGACAAGAUUCCUGGAAAUGGAUAUUCUAUAUUGCGGCUCCUUUCUGUUUCUUGCUGUUUGUGAUCACGCCUUUGGCCGUCCGGCCUGUUGGGGAGUCUUUGGAGCCGAAGAAGAGGUUGAUGAAGGUUGAUUGGACUGGCUCGUUCCUGUUUUCUGGUAGUAUGACUUCGCUGCUCCUUGGACUUACUUGGGCUACGAGCCUUAAUAAAGAGCUGAAGUUGAAAGUACUCGUCGCUCUUGGGGCUGGGGCUGUAGGGAUGAUUGUUACUAUGCUGUAUGAGAGGUCCGGAGCAUCAAGGCCGCUUUUGUCUCUCGGUAUUCUGAGAGUUUCACCGCUCACAUUUCUAUGUGUAUUAAUACAAAGUCUAUUGAUUGCCGUACAACUUGUAUGUCUUCCCGCCUACCUCGGAGGAGUACAUGAUUCAUCAUCAACCACAACGGGUGCCAUUCUGAUUCCCAUGAUCGUGACUAUGCUCCUAGUCACUGGGGGAAUUGAUAUUGUACCUACAAAACUAUAUCGUUAUCGGUGGCCUCUAUGGUUCGGAUGGGCCCUGAAUAUCGCAUCAUCUGCAAGUCUGACCACUUUCAACACACACACAACGCUCCGAGUGUGUAUCAUUGUCAUGCUAGUAACUGGCUUGGGCCAUGGUAUCACGAUAUCAGCCACUCACACGGCUCUUCGAGAACUAUCCAGACAGAGAUCUAGAUCUCAGCGGGAUGCAUGCUUGAUUGCGAAUUUCGUUCGAACGGCCGGCUUCUGUCUAGCAAUCGCUAGUGCAGACUCGGCUUUUCGUACGCGGUUGCGCAUACACGAUGAGCACUACUCACCCGCGCAAGUAUAUUCCUCGAGUUUCGAGGACUUAAUGCGUGCUCUGACUAUUUUGGCGGGAUUUGGUGGACUCCUGUCUUUGUUCGUUGGGUGGAAGAGGACGAGGGAAGGCGGGCUUCAUGCUUAA
Messenger RNA from Talaromyces marneffei, 1626 nucleotides. RefSeq lists its product as uncharacterized. Gene Ontology annotation, biological process: transmembrane transport. NCBI's taxonomy places the organism in Eukaryota, Fungi, Ascomycota, Eurotiomycetes, Eurotiales, Trichocomaceae. The transcript has 3 exons. The record is from RefSeq and is a predicted model, not a curated record. The coding region runs from base 1 to 1626 and encodes 541 amino acids. Gene Ontology annotation, molecular function: transmembrane transporter activity.